Crotalus tigris (Tiger rattlesnake) is the source of this 2244-nucleotide messenger RNA. Its product is annotated as cytosolic phospholipase A2 beta-like. The record is from RefSeq and is a predicted model, not a curated record. Lineage: Eukaryota; Metazoa; Chordata; Lepidosauria; Squamata; Viperidae. Gene Ontology annotation, biological process: glycerophospholipid catabolic process. Gene Ontology annotation, cellular component: cytosol. The transcript is spliced from 18 exons. Gene Ontology annotation, molecular function: calcium ion binding; calcium-dependent phospholipid binding. The coding region runs from base 1 to 2244 and encodes 747 amino acids.
AUGGAAACUACAGAGGAGAAGAAUAUCAUACAGUUGAAUGUUUGCGAUGCUGAUCCAAUCACCAGUGAUGAUAUCCAAUUUAUUGUUCUUUUUGAUUUGUCAAACGUCCAGCCUGGAAAUCCAAUCCUUGAGAAAUUCUCCUUAAAACCAAAGAAACAAGAACAACCUUAUCGUUAUGAAUUUCUAGAAGUGGAAUUCAAGCUCUCAGAUGUGCCAGGCCCUUCUGAGCAACUGAUUUCCAAUGGUGUCCUAGUGGCCCGUGAACUUUCCAUUUUGGAUGUAAGAGUGAACAAGGAGGAUAAUGAGAAGGUUUUGAAAGCCAAUAGAAAUGUGGUCUUUUCAGUCCAACAAUCUUAUGAAGGAACACAGAAGACAAGCACAAAUUUAGAUUCCUUCCGCUUUCAUUGCAUAAAAAGCUUUGGACCAGUACUAAAAGUUAAAACUCAGAACAUUUUACCUAACGAGGACAGUGAUUCUGAUUAUUCUUUAAUUCUGCCUUUGAAACUGCUUCCAGUUGGCUAUCAAGUCAAAGUUGAAUUACCAACGGGGAAGGGUAGUACCUUUGACCUGUAUCUCCAGGUAAUGGACUGGUCACAGAAUCUUCAUGUGCGUUUGGGUUACGAGCUUUGUCCUGAUGAGCAGGGUUAUCUGCGCAAAAGGAAAAAGGUUGUUGCAGAUGCCCUAUAUAAGCUUUUUAAUCUAGGAGAGGAGUUACAAGAGGAUGAGGUCCCAGUGAUUGCUCUUGUGGCAACUGGAGGUGGUAUCAGAGCCAUGACAUCAUUAUAUGGUCAUCUCUCAGCCUUCCAGAAACUGAACCUUUUGGAUUGCAUUACAUAUAUCACCAGUGCUUCUGGAUCAACGUGGACACUGACAAAUUUGUAUCGUCAUAUUGACUGGUCCCAUCAAAGUUUCAACAACCACAUCAGAAAUUUGAAAAGAGAGUUGAUCAAGAACAAAAAGGAUACUAUUUCUAGUGAAAGAUUGAAGCAGUAUCAUAAGGAGCUAACUGAGCGGAUCAAAGCUGGUCAUCUUUCAUCUUUUACAGCACUCUGGGCCCUUAUUCAGGAAGCUUUUUUCCACAAUGGAGCAAAUCCCACUAAGCUUUCAGAACAGCAACAGGCUUUGACUCAGGGGCAGAACCCCUUUCCUAUUUAUACAGCCAUAAAUGUCAAACAGGAUCAUGUCAGCACUUUUGACUUUAGAGAAUGGCUGGAGUUCAAUCCUUAUGAAGUGAGUUUCCUAAAAUAUGGUGCACAGAUUCGCUCAGAGGAUUUUGAUAGCGAAUUCUUCAUGGGAAGGGUGGUGAAGAAGAUCCCAGAGUCCCGGAUUUGCUAUCUGGAAGGUGAUGAGAAUUAUUCUUCAAUUGAUUAUCCUGCCACAGUCUACAAACCUCCAAAUUAUCUCUGUGGAAAACUUUGUGAAAUCUUCAAUGACAUUUUAACUAAUCGUCCUUUAAGUGGGGAAAAUCAUAACUUCCUGCAAAGCUUUGCUUUUGAUAAAGAUUAUCUGCAUCAGAAAGAAUUCAUACGAUGGAGUGAUACCAUAUUUGACACUUCUUCUAACAAAUUGACUCCAAACACAAGUUCCCUCUGUUUAAUAGAUGUAGGAUAUUUUAUGAACAACAGUGGCAUAUCACUUCUCAAGCCAGAAAGGAAUCUGGAUAUAAUUAUUUUUCUGGAUUAUGAGAUGAGUGGAAUCUUAACGGCAAAUGAACCAGACCGCGUAACCCCUGCUGGCCGGCCUUCUGAUUCUCAGCCACUCACCUUGUACGAACACCAGGUGAGAGAGGUAUUGAAGGCUUUGAAUCUCAGCAAAGCUGCAGGCCCAGAUGGGCAACUAAAGAAGACCGCCGAUUACUGUGAAAUCCAAGGCAUUCCCUUUCCAAAGAUUCAUCUGAGUGAGAAAGAGCGAAAGGAUUUGAAGGAGUGCUACGUUUUCUCAGAUGAAGAUAAUCCCAGUGCACCAAUAGUGCUUUGUUUUCCACUGGUCUGUUGCACCUUCAUAGAAUACUCAGCACCAGGAGUCAAACGCACUCCUUCAGAAAUGAAAGAAGGCAAAGUCAAUCUGGAAAAAGGCACUUCACCCUAUCAAACUCUUGAAAUAACCUACACUGAAGAAAUCCUUGACAAACUAAUAAAUUUAUGCAGUUACAAUGUUCUUAAUAGCAAAGACUUCAUCUUCCAAGCCAUUCAAAACGCUAUACAGAAAAAGCGACACAGUGGGCCCAGAAAUGCUAAACAAUGA